UCAGGGAGUUAGGGACCCAGUGGGGAGCCUGUGGAGCCACUUAGAACUUGAUUAAAGCCUGGUGGAGGGGAGUUGUUAGCUCAGUGGGGGCUGAGAGGCGGGGGAGGAAGCCGGAGCCAGCAAGGAGGAGCCUCUGAGCCUUGGGGGUGCAGGGAGAGAGAUUGGGGGCCAGCCCCAGGCAGGCGAAACCAGUGUCCGCUGGGCAGGGCCGCGGCUGGGGUCUGUGGGUUGGACUGGACAGGGGGCCUGUGAGGGUGAGCAGGUGGACCUAAUUGUGCGGGGACGACCCAUCUGGGGUGAGCCGUCCUGGUCUGACACUGGCAAGUGGCUGCUGGCGACCUGGCCCGUCUGGGUGUUGAUCUGGCCUGGGGUCUGACGUGGAUGGCUCUUGGUUGCUGGCGGGACAGCGUGUAUCUGCUCUGGCCACUUCCGGCCACUUGGCCUGGGCCUCAGCACUCAGUGUAGCCUUUUCCAGGCCAAGCCCCCAUCCCCCUACCUAGGACUUUCCGGGCUCCAGAGGUCACCGCGGCAGGCGGCAGGGCGGCUGCCAAAGCAAACGAGCCCCCGUGACUUGUAGGAAAGCAGCUGGGGGAGGGGGCUGGCGGGAGCAGCAGGACCAUGCGGCAGAGGCCAGAGGCCGCCCUGGGCCCGGGACAGGGAAGGGGUAGAGGCGACAGGUGUUGGUGAGGCCGCCUGGCCUAGCAGGCCCCACGCCACCGCCGCCACCGCCUCUGCCUCCCGGGCCGCCCGCUGCGGGGCCACCAUGCCGCUGCCCCGGCCUGGAGACUGACCCCCAACCGCACCAUCUCGAGGCUCUUCCCYCACCUGCUGGACCCCAGGGUAAGGACCAGGGACCCCAGACUCAGUUCCCAUCCUGAGGACAGGGGUCCCCUCGCCUCUACCCAAUUCGAUGCCCACGCCCCAUCCAGGGGCUCCCAAGGACCCCAAAUAUGACUGUUGGACUGCUUCCCAAGGACCCAGGACUCCAGCACGCUCUCCCAUCAGACUUGGAGAUGGGGCCCCCAGGUUUCUCCAUGUCCAGACUCUGGAGUCCAGCCCUCAAAUUCUUGCUUCCCCUCYGCCCUCUCUUCCCUCAGACCCCAUGGGUUCCAAUCCCAGUUCCCUCCCAUCCGGGUCCAUCACACCUGGCCACCUGGCUCCCACACCCCUGCACCCCAGGCUCAGGCCUGGGGGUCCUCAGCCCUUCAAUUCCAGGAGUCCCCAUGGCACUGGUCAGACACUGACCCCAUCCUUGAACCCAGCCCAAUGUGAGUCCGUGAUCAUGGCAUGCUCUGGCCAGAGCCCAGUCCCUCCAGCUUCCCUGGAUGGACGCCUGGGACUGGGGGCGCCAGUGCUGGGCUGGGCUGGGCUCCCCCAGGCCCUGCCUCCCUGUUCAUCUCCCCACAGGUCCCACCCCGGCCCAGGAGGUCAGCCGGGGAAUCAUUAACAAGAGGCUGUGACAUGGCCGAGAAGGAGGGUGGCCGGACUGUGCCAUGCUGCUCCGGACCCAAGGUGGCAGCUCUCAUUGUGGGGACCCUCCUCCUCCUGACGGGCAUCGGGGCAGCGUCCUGGGCCAUUGUGACUCUUCUACUCAGGAGUGACCAGGAGCCGCUGUAUCCAGUGCAGGCCAGCCCUGUGGACGCCCGGCUCACGGUGUUUGACCAGACAGAGGGGACCUGGCGGCUGCUGUGCUCCUCGCGUUCCAACGCCAGGGUGGCCGGGCUCGGCUGCGAGGAGAUGGGCUUCCUCAGGGCCCUGGCCCACUCGGAGCUGGACGUGCGGACGGCAGGCGCCAACGGCACGUCGGGCUUCUUCUGCGUGGACGAGGGCAGGCUGCCCCACGCCCAGAGGCUGCUGGACGUCAUCUCCGUGUGCGACUGUCCCCGGGGCCGGUUUUUGGCUACCGUGUGCCAAGACUGUGGCCGCAGGAAGCUGCCCGUGGACCGCAUCGUGGGGGGCCAGGACACCAGCCUGGGCAGGUGGCCCUGGCAAGUCAGCCUGCGCUAUGACGGCGCGCACCUCUGCGGGGGGUCCCUGCUCUCCGGGGACUGGGUGUUGACAGCUGCCCACUGCUUCCCAGAGCGGAACCGGGUCCUGUCUCGAUGGCGGGUGUUUGCCGGUGCAGUGGCCCAGGCCUCGCCCCAGGGCAUGCAGCUGGGGGUGCAGGCCGUGGUCUACCACGGGGGCUACCUUCCUUUCCGAGACCCCAGCAGUGAGGAGAACAGCAAUGAUAUCGCCCUGGUCCACCUGUCCAGCCCCCUGCCCCUCACAGAAUACAUCCAGCCCGUGUGUCUCCCGGCCGCGGACCAGGCCCUGGUGGACGGCAAGAUCUGCACCGUGACGGGCUGGGGCAACACGCAGUACUAUGGCCAGCAGGCCCGGGUGCUUCAGGAGGCCCGAGUGCCCAUCAUCAGCACGGACGUCUGCAACGGCCCCGACUUCUACGGGAACCAGAUCAAGCCCAAGAUGUUCUGUGCCGGCUACCCCGAGGGUGGCAUCGACGCCUGCCAGGGUGACAGUGGGGGUCCCUUUGUGUGUGAGGACAGCAUCUCUCGGACGCCACGUUGGCGGCUCUGUGGCAUCGUGAGCUGGGGCACCGGCUGUGCCCUGGCCCAGAAGCCAGGUGUCUACACCAAAGUCAGUGACUUCCGGGAGUGGAUCUUCCAGGCCAUAAAGGUGAGGUGUCCCCUCCCCCCUGGGGGGACUCUGGGGAGCUAAGGGGAGGCUGAAAUUUGGGGCACCCUAGAAGAAGGCGCCCUGGGGGACAGAGGGGCCUCCAGUCUUCUGGGGAAGGGAGAUGGUGCUCGUGGGACUUUGGGGGCAGCCCCUCGGACCUCAGAAGCCCCAGCUGUCUGUCCCCAGACUCACUCCGAAGCCAGCGGCAUGGUGACCCAGCUGUGACCUGUGGCGGCUCCUUGCGGCACACCUGUCCGGGCCCAAGGUUGGGCGGCUUCAGCUCCACACGACAGGAUCCACGCUGAGCCCAGGAGGGAACUCUUCCUCUGGGACCAGUCCACAGGCCCAGGGACGCCCUCCUCCAGGUCCUGUCUUCCACAGUGGGGGGCCCACUCUGCCUCACCCUCCCGACCCUUGUAAAUAUUGUUCUGCCCUCUGGGGGCUCCUGUCUGGAGGCCCCUGAGGACAGGAUGCUGUUUAAAUAAUAAAGAUGGUUUUGAUUAA
Messenger RNA from Urocitellus parryii (Arctic ground squirrel), 3180 nucleotides. It is a transcript of the gene Hpn, whose product is annotated as hepsin. Gene Ontology annotation, cellular component: membrane. Gene Ontology annotation, molecular function: serine-type endopeptidase activity; serine-type exopeptidase activity. NCBI's taxonomy places the organism in Eukaryota, Metazoa, Chordata, Mammalia, Rodentia, Sciuridae. Gene Ontology annotation, biological process: proteolysis. The record is from RefSeq and is a predicted model, not a curated record.